AUGUGUACGCCUUCAAACCCCAGAAAAUUUCUAUUCUUCACGAACAGCGAAUACGGGCAAGUCAACAUCAUUCUCUCCGUCGCACACGAGCUCUGUCUUCGCCCAAAUGUCGAGGUACACAUCGCGUCUUUUCCCGGUAACUUGGUUUCGUUCGUUCGAUAUUAUCGCUCCCUGAUGUUAAUUUUGGAAGUGCUUUCACCCCGUAUCAAGGAGCUUCAGGAUCGUAUUCGGAUGACAGGCAGCUCGGCGCGAAUCUACUUCCAUCCUCUCAGGGGGAUAUCCCUAAAAGAGGCUCGAAUACGCAGAAUCGGAACUAACACUCCCACCCACGCACCAAGUCUCUCUGGUGCCCUCCGAAGUUUUAGGCGUCUGCCGUACUAUGUCGCCGAAUGGUCUGGCCCAGAGUACAUGGAACUCUACGACAGCUGUGUUGAGAUCAUCCAGGAUCUUAACGCCCAUGCCAUCGUGAUUGAAUACUUCCUUAGUCAAGCUAUCGACGCAUGCCGUUUCUUGAAUCUGAAAUUCAUUAUCAUGACACCAAACGCUCCCAAGGACAUCAUCGGCCGUAUACAGCCGUAUGGCUCGAUAUUCUGGAAGUACCCUGUCAUGUCGUCCGGUAUCCCGUACCCCAUGCCAUGGAACUCGUUCAAUACCGUCAGAAAGCUCGGUCUCAAUAACACCAUUCCCAUGUUUGAACCAUACAUUGCCGACGCACAUUAUCUUUGUCCCGCCACUCCUAAAACCGACUUCCCAUGUGUCAUUCCGGACAACAUAACGUUGUGUGGUCCCAUUCUUGUUCCAGCAGCCCCAGUGAAGGAGAAAGACCCGGAACUCGCCAGUUGGCUCGACAGCGGAUCCGACGAUUCUUGGAACUAUGUGGAGAAGGGGAGGGUGAAGAUUGUUGAUUGGCUAGACGUUGAACCAUUAGCAAUCCUCAGACACCCAAUCUCGUCUGCACGGUCAACCAUGGUGGGGCAAACAGCGUCUAUGAAGGAAUUCACGCGGGUUGAAUGGCUCGGAAUUGGUAUUUACGGCAACAAGAAAUCUGCGCCAAGAGUAGAAGCUUCCGAGCUCAGUUGCGCUCUGACCAGGAUAAUCGGAGGAGGUGACGAAGCUGCACGAUUCCGAGCGGCGGCCAAGACUCUGGCUGAGGACACCCGAAAGUAUUCUGGACAGUUAUGGCAUGCGACAAAAUAA
Molecule: messenger RNA, 1197 nt
Organism: Desarmillaria tabescens
Lineage: Eukaryota; Fungi; Basidiomycota; Agaricomycetes; Agaricales; Physalacriaceae
Product: UDP-glucoronosyl and UDP-glucosyl transferase family protein
Exons: 5
Coding region: 1-1197 (398 amino acids)
Source: RefSeq, a predicted model, not a curated record